UUUCAAUGUCCAAUUGUCUUGUACUUCAUCACCAUUCCAUUAUUUCACAACGCAUGAGGUGGGCUUAACUACCAGUUGUUGUUAAAAAAUUAAUGAUGAGGACCACCGUCACUACUUUGCUUUUCACCCUAUAUCUCGCCUUCGCGAUAGCUAGAUCUCCUCCGAAACCAGGAUGUGAUGAAGAUAGCUGCCCAGGUCCUCUGAAGAUCUACAAAGAAGUAGGUUGCCAGCCGAUCAAAAGAAAUCCUGAUGAUUGUUGUCCUAUGAAAUACGACUGUGCGCAUUUAAAAACCAGAACAGGUGAUAAAUGUUAUGCUUUUGGCAAAUCAUACAACCCCACAGAAAGCAUUAGCAAGGAGGAUACGGGAUGUCUUCCUACAUGUACCUGUGUGAAAAUAAAUGAGGAAGAAGCAAGUUGGGCUUGUGCCUCGGUUUACAUCCCAAUAACAACAGCUGCUGGAUGCUAUCAUCCACGAAACGCAACGAUGUGUUUCCCUGGUCCUGAAACUUGCCCCCCGAAUCCAGAGGACAUCCCCAAGUGUUUGGUGGAUGGAAAAACUUAUGAGGAUGGUGACUACUUCGAGCCAGAAGGGACACCCAAGAAGGCUUGCUGGUGUGGUCCUGGUUAUACAGGAGAAAAUACAAUGCCGUUCUGCAGAGAAUUCAGGGAUGAGAAGUGUGGAUAUGAGUUGAAAUCUAGAUCAUCAUUAGAAAGAAAUUGUGCUCCAGUAUGGGGUGUGGGAGAACAGCCUGCCGUUCAAUGUAACCGCUGGUGGCGAUGUCCAAAAGACACCGAUAAGGUAAUUCCGCGAGAGCAAUUCCUUGGAACUCCUGAAGACGACACUCCGGAUCCCGUAGGAAUGACUUGUGAAAUGGGAGAGCUAGAAAUGCGACUUGGAGAUGAACUGGAUGAGAUACCCGAGGAUGAUUCAGACUGUACCAAGUGCAUUUGCGAAAUUCCACCGCUGCCAACUUGUCGCAAAAUUCCCAAGCGUUUCUGUCUUAUGACAGCUGCGGAACGUAACGAGUCUCAUGAACAGAAAUCAUAGAUUAAGUAUCAACAGAUAGUUCGACCAAAAGGGUUUUCUGCUAAUGUUCUGUCUCGUAUCUACUAUGAAACCUGUACAAAAAGUCCUUGGUCCGAGUUGAAGGACGUCAGUCAUUAUUAUGAAAUACACAAAAGCAUUAAUUGAAA
Molecule: messenger RNA, 1195 nt
Organism: Diachasmimorpha longicaudata
Lineage: Eukaryota; Metazoa; Arthropoda; Insecta; Hymenoptera; Braconidae
Exons: 6
Coding region: 93-1049 (318 amino acids)
Source: RefSeq, a predicted model, not a curated record